Molecule: messenger RNA, 1440 nt
Organism: Cavenderia fasciculata
Lineage: Eukaryota; Evosea; Eumycetozoa; Acytosteliales; Cavenderiaceae
Exons: 3
Coding region: 1-1440 (479 amino acids)
Biological process (GO): lysosome localization
Cellular component (GO): BORC complex
Source: RefSeq, a predicted model, not a curated record
AUGAAUACAAAUAGUCAAGACAAUCAACAACAACACCAACAGAUAGAAGAUACCAAUCAAGAUAUUAAAAAGAAUGAGGAUGAUGAGGAGAUAGCAUCAUCGACAACAUCAACUACAACUACAUCGACGACGACUACGACGACAAUGUCAAUCAACAAAGAUGAAUCUAAACCAACAACGACUACAUACACUGCAACACCAAAUGAUCAACAACAGGGUGGUUCAGAUGGUACUACUACUAUUACUGAUGUUCAACAACAACAACAGGUAGGGACAAGUGGUGGUGGAGGAGGAGACAACAACUCAUUUAUCGAUAUUGACAAGACACUUAAAAAGGUUAAAGACAAGAAACAAAAAGAGAGGGAGGAUAGAUUGGCAGAGAUGAUGGGUCACUAUCACAAAAAGUAUUCAUCGCCUACACUAGAUUCAGCCAAUGGACAAGACCAAGCAAAUGGCGGUACCAACCAAGAUGAAUAUGGCAGUUUAUUGGAACAGGAAAUGACAGAGGAAGAGUUAUUGGCUCGUCAACAACGACAACACCAAAGGAAUCAGAGAAAGAAAGACAUGUUGGCAGAACAGAUGAAAAAAUAUCAUGAUCAGUAUCAAAACCUUAUCUCGGACGUCAACAAUAUCUUGUCGUCUCCGUCAUCGCUCUCUGGCAGUAACUCAUCGUCUGCAGUAGUGUCUCCCUCUCAAUCACCAUUUACAUCAUCCCCCAAUUUUCUAUCUUCUCCAGUGUCAUUGUCAAGUCUACAACAACACCAUGAACAACUUUCAACUCCACAAAAAUCAUCUCCCUCCCUAUCAUCAUCAUCUUUACCAACAUCUCCUUCAACUGAAUUUAAAUCAAUUCCAAUUGUAUCAUUAAAACAUCAACAACAACAACAAAAGGAUCCAUCAUCAUCUGAUUUAAAAGAACAAGAAGAAAAAGAAGAACAAGAAAAAGAACAAUUAAAAGAAAAACAAAGAUUACAAGAUGAUGAAAAAGAGAUUGAAAAAAGAAAUCAACAACAACAACAAUCUCAACAACCAUCAAAUAUUAAUGAUCCAUCACAUAUAUUGUAUUUUGAACAUCAAGAUAUUCCAUAUUUAUCAAAUGUUGGAUUUGCAACUUUGAAAUCAAUUGAAACAGAUGCCAUUAGAUGUGCAGAAUCAGUUGUAUCUCUUACAAGAAAUUUAAAUUAUAGUUUAUUAUUGAUGUCAAGAAUGUCAGUAGAAUUAUUUAAUACAUUCAAAAUGUCAAAUGAAAUGACAUGUCUAUCGGUACAUGACAGUAUCAAUAGUGUCAAUGGUCUAAUCAACAAAUGUACAGAAUUAAAUGACCAAACCAAGAUAUUGGUCCAACUUCAACUAAAAAUCAAACUCAUCCGAGAAUGUGUAGAUAAAUUCGAUACCAUCUUCAAUCUACAUCCAAGAGCUGCAUCAGCAGACAGAGAUUAA